ACCAACAAGAUACAUAUAUGUGCAUGGUCGACCUAUCUAAAUAGAAUACGAUGUUCGUGCUGCUAUCUAUAUCGAGGUUUGUGUUUUAAUAAAAUUGUAAAAAUUUAGGGAGAUAGAUGUUUAAUGCAAAUCGACCAUUAAAAGAUAAUUAGUACCGGUCUAAUUACACAUAACCUCAUUCAAAUAUCAAACGAAUCAUAUAAAAAUUAUUUACUGUGUCAGUACGAUAUAAAGACAUUUCUUCGUAACGACGUAUCCUAAUCGUGAUCGCAUGGAAGUUUUUGUUAAAUUUAAUAAAUCACGCGCCCUUAGAAUAGUUAAACCAAAAAGAACAGUGUGUGUGAAUAAAAGGUGACCAUGAUUUGUUCAAGUAGCAUCCUAGCACAUUUAGCAAAGUUUCUCGUGACAAUUGGUUGCAUGAGAACUCUCGGUAAUAAAUAUGACAAAGCAAGCAUCUGGUCAUUUUGUGCCUUUCAAAUUCUACUUUCACACUCUAUACUGGGAACAUUCAGGUUUGGAGCUCCAUUUCUUACAUCAGCAACGAAUGUAGCAAAGUACUUAAGGAUCUUCUAUGACUGGUACUCCAAGAUUGUUGAUAUUGUACCAUUGGCAUUGUUCACUGCUGGUAUCCUACAAGGAUAUGGAAUUAGCGAAAAAGUUUGGCUUCUAGUACUUUCAUUGGGCAUUUUGCCAGUAUUCUUUCUUCUGCAGCCAAAGCAAAAAGAAAGCCAAAUAAAAAACCAUCAAUUAUUAAUGAAUAUUACCAAUACCUUACAACUGUUAAUGAUCACAUUGUUCACUGCCGGUAUCCUACAAGGAUAUGGAAUUAGUGAAAAAAUUUGGCUUAUAAUACUUUCAUUAGGCAUUUGGCCACUAUUUUUUCACCUACAACCAAAGCAAAAAGAAACUCAAAUAAGAAGGCAUCAAUUGCUAAUGAAUAUUACCACUACCUUGCAAUUAUUAAUGAUUACGUUAAUUGGUUUGAAAAACAGUAAUUACAAUGUUAUUAGCUUAGUUGUCUCGUAUAUAUUCGAACGUUUUUUCAUUGAUGAAUUUUGUUAUUAUUACGAUAUUCCAAGUACUGACCUAACGCAAUAUUCUCUCUGCUUUGUAGAAAUUUUCAUGGUUUUCACACUGAAUGAAGUGUAA
Messenger RNA from Eufriesea mexicana, 1149 nucleotides. RefSeq lists its product as uncharacterized. Bases 358 to 1149 code for a protein of 263 amino acids. The record is from RefSeq and is a predicted model, not a curated record. Lineage: Eukaryota; Metazoa; Arthropoda; Insecta; Hymenoptera; Apidae. The transcript is spliced from 2 exons.